Messenger RNA from Oldenlandia corymbosa var. corymbosa, 5270 nucleotides. The record is from the annotation of a GenBank genome assembly. Lineage: Eukaryota; Viridiplantae; Streptophyta; Magnoliopsida; Gentianales; Rubiaceae.
AAAAACAUAGUAAAAAUAUAUAAUAAUAAGAUGAUAAAAGUAAAGAGGAAAAGGGUAAAAAUAACAAGAACAAAGGAAGAACAAGCAUAAUAGAAGAAAGACGAAGAAGCAGCGGCAGCAAACCAAACCCGAAAAACUCCUAAAUCCUUGUUUUUCACUCACUCCAUUUUCAGUACCUCUCUUUGUUACCCCAUUCGUUUCUCCGUUUAAUCAAUUUGCCCCCAAAAUUCAAACCCAUUCAAUAAUUCAUUUAUCUUCUCCCCUCUCUUUUCUGUUUCAUUUUUCUUCUGUUUGUUAAUAAGAGUUUCACAUUUAAAGGGGAGGAAACGAAGGAGGAGUGCUGGGUCGGGUCGGGUAUGAUAGGAUCGAUCAUCAGGACUCGUUUAUUCAGACUUUGAUUCAAUUUGGGUAAAUUCGUAUUUUUUUUUUUUUUUGAUACGUGGUAAAUUCGUAUUUUCAUUAUAACUUGGUCGGUCUUCCCCUUUUCUAAUAAAUAAAAAUAAAAUAAGUUCUGAUGGGCGAUUAUCGGGAGCCUCCCGCCGGCGGCGGCGGCUUAUCUCCUUCGACCUCAUCAUCGAGCCCCAAUCCGAAUCCGGCUGCUAUUGGUCCCGGGAGGUGGGCCAGAGCCGAGAGAGCGACCCGGGAGAUUAUUUUGAAAGUGCAACCUACGGUCGUCUCUGAAGAACGCAGGAGAGAAGUCAUUGAUUAUGUCCAGCGAUUGUUCUUUAAUUUCCUCGGCUGCGAGGUUUUUCCUUAUGGAUCUGUACCAUUAAAAACGUAUCUUCCAGAUGGGGAUAUAGACUUAACUGCCUUUGGUGGUGCAAGUGCAGAGGAUGCUUUAGCCAACAGUAUGGUCUCGAUACUCGAAGGAGAAGAUCAAAGUCGAGCUGCAGAGUUUGCCGUGAAAGAUAUCCAGCUUAUUCGAGCUGAGGUUAUCAUCUUUCAUCUUUGAUAUUAUAAUAGUUAUUUGCACGAUUUGAUUACCAUGUAUACUGACUUUAGCCCAGGGUACACAUCUGUAGGGUACAGUUGUUUUUCUCUGACAUAAUUUCUUGCUCCAAUUUACAUUUAUCUUGCGUAGAAAGUAGACCUUCUGGAGUCAUUUACUACCAACUCCGCUUUUAAUGUUUCUUGGUUUUAAACCACUUUUUGAUGAACUUAUUUUGUUAUAGUUAUCUGUAAUGAAGAAAAAUCUAUUUAAUUCCUAAAUAUCUAACAUGUUGUGACAGCGAUGUUCUCGAUGAUUAUGCAGGUUAAGCUUGUGAAAUGCAUUGUUCAAAAUAUCGUAGUUGAUAUUUCCUUUAAUCAAAUAGGUGGCCUUUGUACCUUGUGUUUUCUUGAGCAGGUGAAUACGCGAUAACAUCAUACUUUACAUUUCUUUUAAUCUGAAUAAUCCUUGAAUUAUUAUUGUUAUUUUAUUAUUUUCUUUCCUGCUUCCCAAACAUGAUGCAUUCAUGUCAUGUCUAUCUGUCGACUAGUGUGGAAAUUGAGGCAUGCACGUGAAACAGAUGACGUAGGUCUGCAUUAUAUGAUUUUUUGAAUUUUUUUUUCUUUUGAUUGUUGACUAGUGUAUAAAUGCAUUUAUGAGUUUUUGAAUGGAACAAAAGUAUCUUGCCAAGCUUCUCCUGGCUGACUAAGGAUCUCAUCUGUACUUAUUUAUUGAUUGGAGUGAAGUGAUUAAUCACAAUGCAGCAUAGAAACAUUUUAUGCCCUUUCCAUGAUUACUUAUCCAGCAUCCGCCAGGAAGGAGAUAAGUUCACAUGUAGAGAAAUCGAUUGUGCUGCGUGACCACCUGGCGUUGAGCUUUAUGCUCAAUUAACCCAUGAUAACUUUGUAGAAGGAGAUUGUAGCUAUUUGAGCAGCCAUGAAGGAAACGUUUGAGAGGUUACCUGUCGUGGGGACGAUUUGGAGCUGUAAUUGGGCCAUUUAGUGUUCUGGUAAGAAGUGUAAGAUAGGAAUUUUAGAUGUGUGGAGGUAUAUUCUUGACUAGCAAAGAACUGUGUUCCUAUUGAAGUUAUGGAUCAUGGUCUGUUGGCCUUGAAGAAAUUCAUUAGAGAAUAGCUUUGUGGAAGUUGAAUUUGACAUUGUUUUUCCAUUUGCGUUAUCGUUUUAAAUUUGUGAAAUUCAAAAAGAUUUCAAACUUGUAGGAUAACCAACAUGGUGGAGGUUACUGAGUAACUAUAUAGGAUUUAUCAGAUAUUGACCCUUGUGACAUGCCAGAGUGGAAAAAUAAGGUGCCAAAAAUUCAUUGUUACAAUGCUUCAUUUGCAGGCCAAGAAUGCAUGGUUUCCUUCAUUUGAUUUACUAUGUGUCAAAUGCAGUUUCCUUCAUUCGAUUAUUGUAUCAAAUGCUUAAUUUAGAGUUUUGGGGGUACCCAGUUUGUGCCAUCUAAAUCUCACUGUGAUCUUAUGCAUUCAAUUUUUCCUCAAUGAGAGUACAUAAGUACAGCAUUUUCUAAUCCUGGCACUUCCUAUAUCAUGGGGUCCAUACCUCCCCGUAUUGCUCUAUGGAUCAUAUGUUUGUCAUCGUGCGGUCAAUACACGUACUUUCUUUCAUUUAAUUUGGAGGAGAGAGAAAGAGAACACCCUUUACAGUUAAUAAAGGAGAGAGAAAGAAGCUUAAUUAAAGCAGUACUACAACUAAGCCUUUUUAACUAUAUGGGGAACGCUAUCUUCCACUGGAUAGUUCUAUUUAAGGAUUGAUAUCUAUUGUCCUUGUAAUAGAGAGCUUUCCUAAUCCUUUUAGGUAAUCAUUAUGUGAUUUCUGCACAAUGUAAUGGUGCCUCUAAAAAUCUGUAAUGAAUAUGUUAAUAGCUCAUGUUUCUUCAUGGAUGAUGUUUAUGUAAUUUCCUUACUUCUGACUGGUUUCUUGAGUUGGAUAGCUUUUGCUUGGCUUUCUGUGUGAGAUGUCUGCAUAAUUGCUUGUAUAAGUGAUUGUUCAAUUUUUUCAGGUUGAUUCUCUUAUAGGAAGGGAGCAUCUUUUUAAACGUAGCAUUAUUCUAAUUAAAGCUUGGUGCUAUUAUGAAAGCCGCAUUCUCGGUGCCCAUCAUGGUCUGAUUUCUACAUAUGCAUUGGAGACAUUGGUGUUAUACAUCUUCCAUCUCUUCCACUCGUCAUUAAAUGGUCCAUUGCAGGUUCUAUACAAGUUUUUGGAUUACUUCAGCAAAUUUGAUUGGGAGAAUUAUUGCGUGAGUUUGAUGGGUCCUGUCCGAUUGUGUUCAUUACCAGAACUUGUUGCGGAAAUGCCUGACAAUGGCGAGAGUGAUUUGCUUCUCAGCAAUGAGUUCCUGCGAUAUUGCAGUGAUAUGUUCUCAGUACCCUCAAGAGGAGCCGAUUCAGGCUUGCGUUCAUUUCAACCAAAACAUCUUAAUAUAGUAGAUCCUCUUAAAGAAAACAAUAAUCUAGGUCGAAGCGUCAGCAAAGGAAAUUUUUAUCGUAUAAGGAGCGCUUUCACUUAUGGAGCCCGAAAACUUGGGCGAAUACUUCUACAGCCUGAAGAUGACAUAGCUACUGGCCUUUGCAAAUUUUUUUUCAACACUUUGGAUAGACAUGGAGACGGACAGAGACCUGAUGUACAAAUUGCUCGUCCUAUUAGGCCUUAUGGUGCUUCUAAUUCUGUGCUGUCGGUGUCAGAAACCAGUUUAACUGCAGUAGAGAUUGUGAACCUGGAAUCUAAAUCAGAUACAAAUAGUUUAUCUCGCAAAAGAAUCAAUGGCCUUGAUGCAUCUGCACCAGAAACCAAAUGCAAUGAUGAAACUGAAGUUGAAGAAGGGAACAGGGAAGUAUCUCUCUCGGUGUUGUCAAUAGGAAAUGCACAUGACGAAAAGAAAAAUGCUCUGGGUCACCGAGCUCAAGACCUUGCUUCUCGCAGAGUUGAGGACCUAAAAGCACCUUUUGAUUCACCUAGACACUCUGAGCUAAGCAGCCUAAAUAUCGUGUCCCCAGCAGGAAUACCAUAUCAUGCGCCACACAUUUACUCUUCUGAUUCAGUGUUGUCUAAUGGGGGAAUGAUCAAUGGAGAUGCAGAUUUAAUAUCUUCGCAGAAAUUUUCAAAGGACGUUCAUCCUGGAAUGUCUUGUGACUGCAAUGGAAAUGUUAAUGGGUGUGGCCUGUAUGGGAAUCUGUCUCCUUGUGUUGAGGGCGCUGUUCAUGGUACUAACCCUUUGUCAGAUCUUAGUGGAGAUUAUGAGAAUCAAUUGAACUCUUUGCAACGUGGGAAGUGGUGUUAUGAAUAUGCUUUUAAUAUGCAAGCUUUGCCGAGGCAUCCAUCCCCGCCACCGUCUGUAUUUCAUGCAAACAACUUGCGCGAUGCCAAUGCCAUCCACCAUCCCUUACAAUUCAAACAGAAUGGUGUCCCUCUCAAAAUGGGAAACGGUGUGUUCCCGAAUCCCGCAUUUUAUGCGGUAAAUCCAGCCAUGAUCCCAACUAUGUCUUUUAGCUUGGAGGACAUGCCAAAACCACGUGGGACGGGAACCUACUUUCCAAACAUGAAUCAUCACCCACUGGUUCACAGGCCUUCAGCUGUAAAGGGUAGAAAUCAUGCUAUGAUGAGGUCUCCACGCCACCUUGGCCGGUUUAUGGAGGCUAAAAUGGUUGAUCAGACCAGUCCUGAUAUUUUGUACACACCAGUAUUGGGUAAUCAAAGCGGUACCAACAAUGUGCCUUCAAAUGUACAUCAACCGUUUACCUCGCAGGAGAAAGGGCAUCAUAAUAACAUGAAUGGUGUUAUCUUGGAACCUGAUGGUUUUGAAUUUGGUUCAUUUGAGGACCAGCCAGAUGAAACCAAUCAGCCGGACAGAGGCAGACAAGGACAUCAACAAAGGUGUCCCAGUUCUCAAGAUGACAUGAGUCCAGUUUCACCAGCUAGAGCGCCACGCACACUGAAACCUAUUAUUAGCAGAGAUCAAGAUAGGGUUUCAGUCGAAUCAUCGUACCAUCUUAAAGAUGAAGAUGAUUUCCCGCCGUUGUCUACCUGAAGUGGUCCAAAUGUUAAGAGGGGACACUACGUAGUCGGGGUAGCUCAAAUAGACUAUUCGCCUCAGCGCUUGGUUCGUGAUUUAGAUGUUAAAAAAAUGUAUUUCCCUUUUAACCGGCGAGUUAAAGGUGUAGUGUACAUUGGUUAGAGACGUUUCCCCUGCAGAAUUUUUGUUGAUUUUGCCCUGUACAGGAUGGUAAAGAGCAUGUUUUGCAAACUCAGUAAAUUUAUGAUGUUUGUACUUUGUAUAUGUUUGUGUGUUUGGUUUGGUGAAGUAAUUAACUCCUCUUGUGAUU